UUUUCCUUUUUCCUCCACUACGAUGGCUGCCUCCCCCAGUGUUGUGGACGACAUCCAAACCAGGGACAGGUGGGGCGCAGUAGACGACCAAGGUAUCGACGAUAUGGGCCCUGUAAAACUCGACCAUGAUACUGUCAUGGACGACCUGCCGACUGCCAUCGCUGCGGAAGACCCCUCUGCUUUUGUGAACGGCAACGGCGAAGACAUUUCCACCAGCACCCUCAAGCCCAGGGACGACGCUGCUCGCGACAGACCACCCAAGCCGAACAAAGUAUACAUCGGCGGUCUCCCGGAAAACACACGCCCGGAGGACCUUCGGAAUGGGUUCGGGAAAUUAGGGAAAAUCGUUAAUAUCGAGUUGAAGACUGGUUAUGGCUUCGUGGAAUUUGACAAUCGCCAAUCAGCAGAAGAAAGUGUUGCGAAGUACCACGAGGGGUACUUCAUGGGAAACAAGGUGCGAGUCGAGAUAGCGCACGGUAAGGGACGUGGCACGAAGCGAACAGAAGAUCCUGGUGCUUGCUUUAAAUGUGGAGAAAAUGGUCACUGGGCAAAGGAAUGUUCUCGCCAAACUACGCACUCACGCAGUGGCGCAGCAACUGAAUCGACUCUACUUGAUCGCCUACAUCCGCGGGACUACCCAACGGCACGUGACUAUCCUGUUUACCGCGACGACCCUAGUCGGUAUGUACCUCGAGAAAGUCGCUAUUAUGACACCCCUCCGCCACCUUCGCGGGAUUACCGACGCCCUGCGAGCCCUCCAAGGGACCACCGUGACUAUCCGAUGCCACCUCCGCGGUCCUCGCGUGAAUACGACGACUGCAGGACUAGGGGCCCGCCAUCCUCGCGUUACGACCGAUCCGGAUACGACCGGGACUCAUACUCGUCGAUGAAUCCACCCGCACCUAGGGACUAUGAUCGAUACGAAAGAAGACUCGUAGAUGACAGGUAUGAGCCGCCUGGCGGCCGGCCCAGGACGCCUCCUGGCCCUCCUCCAAGUCGUCGGGAUCACUACGAUCGGCCUUCGCGCGGCUUUGAACCUCCGGAACGUGUAGAACGUGGUCGGCCAACUACCCCACCUCGUUCUGUCGAUUAUGCUCGCAGCCGCAGCUUGGAAACAGUCCGAUAUCGCCGUCGCUCUCUCAGCCCUCGUUCCUCGAGGUAUGAACCUGGUGGCUACUCCAACUCAAGCAACUACUCUGGAAAUGGGUAUGCGAGCGACAGGCACUCGGCAUCCGUGCGGGAUAGUGGAAGAACCAGGGACUACUAUCAUAACGGCCGAGACUCCGGCAACAGUUACAGGCCACUCUGAAAGUACUGGCUUCUGAAAUUCUCUGGCAAGUGUGCUUUCCCUCGCCAUAGCAGGUACCAUAAAUAGCUUGUUAGUCUUCUCUACGCCUCAGUUGAAUAUUUGUCUGCCACUGCUCAGAUCCUCUUUGCCCUAGUGGUAUGUUUUCGCUCGUCUACAGUUUGCACAAUAAUAUUACUUCCAUUAUGGGUAUGACCUCCAGAAGUACAAAGCGAAAAAAAAUG
Pisolithus orientalis is the source of this 1530-nucleotide messenger RNA. RefSeq lists its product as uncharacterized. Gene Ontology annotation, molecular function: RNA binding; zinc ion binding. NCBI's taxonomy places the organism in Eukaryota, Fungi, Basidiomycota, Agaricomycetes, Boletales, Pisolithaceae. Gene Ontology annotation, cellular component: nucleoplasm; cytoplasm; ASAP complex. The record is from RefSeq and is a predicted model, not a curated record. The transcript has 8 exons. Gene Ontology annotation, biological process: mRNA splicing, via spliceosome. The coding region runs from base 23 to 1309 and encodes 428 amino acids.